GCGGGCGGCGGCCGGAGGGCGGCGCGGGAGGAAGCAGCAGCGGUGGCUCCAUGGCCCGGGCGCGCUGAGGGACACGGCUCUCGCCUCAGCCCGGCGGCGGCGGCGGCCGAACAAUGAAGCUCCUGAAGCCGACCUGGGUCAACCACAAUGGCAAGCCAAUUUUUUCAGUUGAUAUUCACCCUGACGGGACCAAGUUCGCAACUGGAGGACAAGGACAGGAUUCUGGGAAGGUUGUGAUCUGGAAUAUGUCUCCAGUCCUCCAGGAGGAUGACGAGAAGGAUGAAAAUAUUCCCAAGAUGCUUUGCCAGAUGGACAAUCACUUAGCAUGUGUGAACUGUGUGCGGUGGUCAAACAGUGGGAUGUAUUUAGCUUCUGGGGGAGAUGACAAACUGAUUAUGGUGUGGAAACGGGCUACGUACAUCGGCCCCAGCACCGUGUUCGGCUCCAGUGGUAAGCUUGCCAACGUGGAGCAGUGGCGAUGUGUCUCUAUCCUCCGGAGUCACUCAGGCGAUGUAAUGGAUGUAGCAUGGUCUCCCCAUGAUGCCUGGCUGGCCUCGUGCAGCGUGGAUAACACUGUCGUCAUCUGGAACGCUGUGAAGUUCCCAGAAAUUCUAGCUACUCUGAGAGGCCAUUCUGGCUUGGUAAAGGGGUUGACCUGGGACCCUGUUGGGAAAUACAUUGCCUCUCAAGCUGAUGACCGCAGCCUGAAGGUGUGGAGAACGCUGGACUGGCAGUUGGAGACCAGCAUCACCAAACCUUUUGAUGAGUGUGGAGGGACAACCCAUGUGUUGCGGCUCAGCUGGUCACCUGACGGGCACUACCUGGUGUCUGCCCACGCCAUGAACAACUCUGGCCCCACUGCCCAGAUCAUUGAACGGGAGGGCUGGAAGACCAACAUGGACUUUGUCGGGCACCGGAAAGCUGUGACUGUCGUUAAAUUCAAUCCAAAAAUCUUCAAAAAGAAGCAGAAGAAUGGGAGUUCUGCAAAGCCCAGCUGCCCAUAUUGCUGCUGUGCUGUUGGCAGCAAGGACCGUUCUCUGUCUGUCUGGCUCACAUGUCUGAAACGGCCUUUGGUUGUCAUCCAUGAGCUAUUCGACAAAUCCAUCAUGGAUAUUUCCUGGACUCUGAACGGGCUAGGCAUCUUGGUGUGCUCCAUGGAUGGCUCUGUGGCGUUUCUCGAUUUCUCCCAGGAUGAGCUUGGAGACCCCCUGAGCGAGGAGGAGAAGAGCCGCAUUCACCAGUCUACCUAUGGUAAGAGCUUGGCCAUCAUGACUGAGGCCCAGCUCUCCACAGCCGUCAUUGAGAACCCAGAGAUGCUCAAAUACCAGCGCAGGCAGCAACAACAACAGCUGGACCAGAAGAGUGCCUCGGCUAGAGAGACAAGUUCAGCUACCUCAGUUGCUGGUGUUGUCAAUGGGGAGAGUCUGGAAGACAUUAGGAAGAAUCUUUUGAAGAAACAAGUUGAGACUCGGACGGCAGAUGGUCGCAGAAGAAUCACACCUCUCUGCAUAGCACAGCUGGACACCGGGGACUUCUCCACGGCAUUCUUUAACAGCAUCCCACUCUCGGGCUCCCUGGCGGGCACCAUGCUCUCCUCUCAUAGCAAUCCACAGCUACUGCCACUCGACUCCAGUACCCCCAACUCUUUUGGCGCCUCAAAACCCUCCACAGAGCCUGUGGCAACAGCUGGUGCCAGGCCGGCUGGUGAUACUGUCAGUAAGGACAGUGUGAAUGCUACCUCUACUCCUGCUGCAUCGUCACCCUCCGUGUUAACAACCCCGUCCAAGAUCGAACCCAUGAAAGCAUUUGACUCCCGAUUCACGGAACGGUCCAAAGCCACGCCAGGUGCUCCUGCCUUGACCAGUGUGACUCCAACAACCGUGGAAAGGUUGAAAGAACAGAACCUUGUGAAAGAGCUGAGGCCCCGGGACCUCCUGGAGAGCAGCAGUGACAGCGACGAAAAGGUCCCUGUGGCCAAGCCGUCCUCACUGUCCAAGCGAAAACUGGAGCUUGAGGUGGAAACAGUGGAGAAGAAAAAAAAAGGGCGACCUCGGAAGGAGUCUCGGCUCAUGCCCGUGUCUCUGUCUGUCCAGUCCCCAGCUGCCCUGACCGCAGAGAAGGAUGCCGUGUGUUUGUCUGUACCAGCACCUGCACUGAAGCUGCCCAUGCCAGGCCCACAGAGAGCAUUCACCCUCCAGGUGAGCUCCGACCCCUCCAUGUACAUUGAGGUGGAGAAUGAAGUGACUGCUGUGGGGGGCGUGAAGCUAAGUCGUUUGAAGUGUAACCGGGAAGGGAAGGAGUGGGAGACAGUGCUCACCAGCCGGAUCCUCACUGCUGCCGGCAGCUGUGACGUGGUAUGCGUUGCCUGUGAAAAGAGGAUGCUGUCAGUGUUCUCCGCCUGUGGUCGCCGUCUCCUCCCUCCCAUCCUCCUGCCGUCCCCAAUCUCCACUUUGCACUGCACGGGCUUCUACGUCAUGGCACUUACAGCUGCAGCCACGUUGUCUGUCUGGGAUGUUCACAGACAGGUAGUUGUGGUGAAAGAAGAAUCUCUACACUCCAUCCUGGCAGGAAGUGACAUGACAGUGUCACAGAUCUUGCUGACACAGCAUGGAAUCCCAGUGAUGAACCUAUCUGAUGGGAAGGCAUACUGCUUUAAUCCAUCACUUUCUACAUGGAACCUGGUGUCUGACAAGCAGGACUCCCUGGCCCAAUGUGCAGACUUCAGGAGCAGCCUGCCUCCCCAGGAUGCCAUGCUGUGCUCCGGACCUUUAGCCAUAGUCCAGGGCCGUGCCUCCACUUCAGGAAGACAGGCAGCCCGACUCUUCUCCGUGCCUCAUGUAGUGCAGCAGGAGACCACCCUGGCCUACUUGGAGAAUCAGGUUGCGGCGGCACUCACACUGCAGUCCAGCCAUGAGUACCGUCAUUGGCUCCUCCUCUACGCUCGGUACCUUGUGAAUGAAGGGUCUACGGAAGAGGGAGCUGUUGAAGGAGCUACUGCCGGUCAUUGGGCAGAAUCUUCGCUUUCAGCGCCUCUUCACCGAGUGUCAGGAGCAGCUCGAUAUUCUGAGGGACAAGUAGCCUGCCUAGGCCUCCUCUGGCUACAGCAAGGGCAGGACCACACCCUCGCCACUGACGAUGCGCAGGACCACCUCUCACCUCGUCAGGCUACAGAAGAACGAGGAGACACUGGCAGGAGGUGGGCUGUCCUGCGCCAGCACCGGCCCAGCUCCCUGGGCAGAAUUCCCCUAUUUCCUGGGCCUGUUGCUCCCUCAGCAGGAGGAAGCUCUGCCUGCCACUCAUCCCUCCCUCCAGGACCCCUGUGCGGAGCUGGGGCUGGGACCCUGACCUGCUGCCCUUGGGUCAGUGAGGCACUCCCAGGCCUGGCGACUCCAGCACGGUCCCGAGGUGGACACUAGUCCCUGCCAAUGCAGGCACCGUGCUGCUUCAGCUAUGACGAAUGAGCCAUUUGUGAAAGAGAGAGAACCCUGAAACAUAAGUGUAUUAUGCGGUCAGUAGACUGACUCUGAGACCUAUGUAAAAGGAAAGGCUAUUCCAACACGGACUAUUUUUGUACUAGAAUUUGCUAACUUGUAAUAUGGAAUUUUCCUUUUGGCCAAUAAUCAGGAUUUCCCUAUAAGUCACUUGGACAUUGGUCACUUGUAGGAAAUUUAAACUCUUAAUUAUGACAGCUACAUUGAAAAAUAAUUGUACUGAAAUUAACUUGUCUAUCUUCAUUUGGUUUUAAUUUUUAAAUGUUUGUAAAAAGAGACUGUUUUUUGGGGAAUGGGGCAGAGGGGUGGGCGAUUUCUUUUGUAAGUGUAAAAUAAAUGAACACGCAUU
Messenger RNA from Hyaena hyaena (striped hyena), 3840 nucleotides. RefSeq names its product protein HIRA. The record is from RefSeq and is a predicted model, not a curated record. NCBI's taxonomy places the organism in Eukaryota, Metazoa, Chordata, Mammalia, Carnivora, Hyaenidae. Gene Ontology annotation, cellular component: HIR complex; nucleus. Gene Ontology annotation, biological process: regulation of DNA-templated transcription; chromatin remodeling; DNA-templated transcription. Bases 114 to 3416 code for a protein of 1100 amino acids. The transcript is spliced from 24 exons. Gene Ontology annotation, molecular function: nucleosome binding; protein binding.